AUGGGAAUAUUUAGCAGGAAAGGAGCAUCUGGGUUCUCCGCCUCUUCGACGGCAGAGAAAGUUACUCAAGGGAUUGAGGGAACUGGCCUUACUGCCAUCGUUACAGGAGCCUCAAGUGGAAUUGGCGCAGAGACAGCGCGUGUUCUUGCCUUGCGCGGUCUCCAUGUAGUUAUGGCAGUCAGGAACAUGGAUGCUGGGGCGACCGUCAAAGAAACAAUCCUAAAAGAAAUUCCGAACGCAAAAAUUGAUGUCAGGCAGUUAGACCUCAGCUCAUUGGCAUCUGUAAGAAAUUUUGCAUCAGAUUAUAAUUCCUCCGGCCUUCCACUCAAUAUCCUAAUUAACAAUGCAGGGGCAGGGGCAACUCCAUUCAAGCUCUCUCAAGACAGCAUAGAACUGGUGUUUGCAACUAACCAUUUAGGUCAUUUUCUUCUCACAAAUCUUCUGUUGGAGACCAUGAAAAGUACAUCACGAGAAAGCAACCGAGAGGGGAGAAUUGUCAAUGUAUCAUCACUUCUUCAUCAAUAUGGAUACCGUGAAGGAAUUCGUUUUGAUAAAAUUAAUGAUACAGCUGGCUACAACAGAUAUUUCGCCUAUGCACAAUCCAAGCUUGCUAACGUUUUGCAUGCUAAUGAGCUUACAAGGCGUAUGAAGGAAGAAGGGGUAGAGAUAACUGCUAAUUCUCUUCAUCCCGGAGCAAUUGGCACCAAAAUUACCCGCAAUGAUUGCUUUCUUCAGUGUUUAUUUAACGUGUUCGGUAUAUUUACCGGUAAAACUAUUCCGCAGGGUGCGGCAACCACAUGCUUAGUGGCACUUCAUCCACAAGUACAGGGAGUAAGCGGCGAAUACUUUGUAGACUGUAACAUUGCCAAAUCGAGCUCUCAGGCAAAAGAUGCGGAUUUGGCUGCAAAACUCUGGGAUUUUAGUUUGACUUUAACCAAUCCCAAAUAA
Molecule: messenger RNA, 948 nt
Organism: Pyrus x bretschneideri (Chinese white pear)
Lineage: Eukaryota; Viridiplantae; Streptophyta; Magnoliopsida; Rosales; Rosaceae
Product: short-chain dehydrogenase TIC 32, chloroplastic-like
Exons: 8
Coding region: 1-948 (315 amino acids)
Source: RefSeq, a predicted model, not a curated record